This is a messenger RNA of Elgaria multicarinata webbii, 1843 nucleotides long. RefSeq names its product potassium voltage-gated channel subfamily A regulatory beta subunit 1 (gene KCNAB1). Gene Ontology annotation, biological process: potassium ion transport; transmembrane transport; negative regulation of delayed rectifier potassium channel activity. The coding region runs from base 585 to 1790 and encodes 401 amino acids. Gene Ontology annotation, molecular function: transmembrane transporter binding; voltage-gated potassium channel activity; potassium channel regulator activity. Lineage: Eukaryota; Metazoa; Chordata; Lepidosauria; Squamata; Anguidae. The transcript has 14 exons. The record is from RefSeq and is a predicted model, not a curated record. Gene Ontology annotation, cellular component: membrane; juxtaparanode region of axon; cytoplasm.
UGAUGAGUCGUAGCAUUUUGCAGGGGCUGACAAAGGCUAGAUGGAUCUCCUUGGUCUUCUGAGACUUGUCUGCAAUUAGAUGUUCCUCCGGCUCCCCAGCUUUGCAUGAUCAGCAUUUCAUGGUCCAGAGGGUGUUCAAGACGCAUCGUGCAGUAUGCCUGCAUUGAUUUAAAUCCAGCAACCAGAGGCAAGCCAGCAUUAAGACGGAGCCGAUGCUGCUGUUUGGGGUUAACCGCAAAGAUGCAGGCUUGAUAUUUCUGAAAACCAUGGACCAAACGGAGGGGUCUAUCUAAGCACUGGGGGGUGGGGGUGGGGAUUCUUUGCAAAGGAAAAACACACACAUAAAUCUGAGCAGCACAUUGCAUUGCUUUUGCAAGUUCCACGCUUUGUCUGCCUCCUUGUAUUUCCGAGAGAAUCUCGCUCGCCUCUCUCCAGCAUCAGAUCCAGGCACUUUAGUUGGAGCGCACCUUGGAAGUCUCCUAGAGCUGCACUAGGGGCUGACAGCUUCACCGCAGACCGCGUCUCCCACCCAAAGGAAGUUCUGCCUCUUUCUCUUCUGUAAAGGAAGGCUUGGCAAGAGAGAAAUGCAAGUCUCCAUAGCAUGCACAGAGCAUAACCUCAAGAAUCGGAAUGGGGAAGACAGACUUAUCAGCAAACAGAACACCACGACCCCAAAUGCGGUCAACGCAGCCCGGGCGAAAUUCCGGACCGUGGCGAUUAUCGCUCGCAGUUUGGGAACCUUUACUCCUCAGCACCAUAUUUCUUUAAAAGAGUCCACUGCAAAGCAGACUGGCAUGAAAUAUAGAAACCUUGGGAAAUCUGGAUUAAGAGUUUCAUGUCUGGGGCUGGGGACAUGGGUCACGUUUGGAGGUCAAAUUUCAGAUGAGGUUGCUGAACAGCUAAUGACGAUUGCCUAUGAAAGUGGCGUAAACCUGUUUGACACGGCAGAAGUGUACGCGGCUGGAAAGGCUGAGGUGAUUUUGGGAAACAUCAUAAAAAAGAAAGGCUGGAGGAGGUCGAGUCUGGUUAUUACAACAAAACUCUACUGGGGAGGAAAGGCUGAAACAGAAAGAGGACUUUCAAGAAAACACAUUAUUGAAGGAUUGAAAGCCUCUCUCCAGAGACUGCAGCUGGAGUAUGUGGACGUCGUCUUUGCAAAUCGACCAGACAAUAACACCCCGAUGGAAGAAAUUGUCCGAGCAAUGACACACGUGAUCAACCAGGGGAUGGCAAUGUAUUGGGGAACUUCCCGCUGGAGUGCCAUGGAGAUCAUGGAAGCCUAUUCUGUAGCAAGACAGUUUAAUAUGAUUCCACCGGUGUGUGAACAAGCUGAAUACCACCUUUUCCAAAGAGAAAAAGUAGAGGUUCAGUUGCCGGAAUUGUACCACAAAAUAGGUGUUGGUGCAAUGACCUGGUCUCCGCUUGCCUGUGGGAUUAUCUCAGGGAAAUACGCCAAUGGAAUUCCCGAAAGCUCAAGAGCUUCCCUGAAGUGCUAUCAGUGGCUCAAGGAGAAGAUUGUGAGCGAGGAAGGAAGGAAGCAGCAGUUGAAGCUGAAAGAUCUCUUCCCGAUUGCUGAACGUCUCGGAUGCACACUACCUCAGCUAGCAGUGGCAUGGUGUCUACGUAAUGAGGGUGUAAGUUCUGUUCUCCUUGGAUCUUCCAAUCCGGAGCAACUAAUAGAGAAUCUUGGUGCCAUACAGGUUCUUCCGAAGAUGACAUCCCACAUCGUGAAUGAGAUCGAUAAUAUUUUGGGGAACAAGCCUUUCAGCAAGAAGGACUACAGAUCCUAAUACAUUGCAUGAUUAAACUGGACUGCAUGGCUAAAAUAGUGCUCCGUACAUAG